AUGGCGGAAGCAAGCAAGGCGAUCAACCCGAUGAAGGAGCUUAAGGUUGACAAGCUCGUCAUCAACAUCUCUGUGGGAGAGUCCGGUGACAGGCUGACUCGUGCCUGCAAGGUUCUGGAGCAGCUUACUGGCCAGACUCCGGUCACUUCCAAGGCCCGCUACACUCUACGCGGUUUUGGUAUUAGGCGUAACGAGAAGAUCGCAUGCCACGUCACCAUCCGUGGACCCAAGGCUGAGGAGAUCCUCGAGCGUGGCCUCAAGGUUAAGGAGUACGAAUUGAGGCGAAGGAACUUCAGCGACACUGGUAACUUCGGCUUCGGUGUUACUGAGCACAUUGACUUGGGCAUCAAGUACGAUCCGUCAAUUGGUAUUUUCGGUAUGGACUUCUUCAUUUGCAUGACCCGUCCGGGCGCUCGCGUCGCCAAGCGCAGGCAGCAGGUUUCACGGGUUGGUGCACCACACAGGGUCAGGAAGGAGGAGACCGCCGCUUGGUUCAAGCAGCGCUUCGACGGUAUCAUUGCCCACUAA
Tilletiaria anomala UBC 951 is the source of this 528-nucleotide messenger RNA. Its product is annotated as putative RPL11B-ribosomal protein L11. Lineage: Eukaryota; Fungi; Basidiomycota; Exobasidiomycetes; Georgefischeriales; Tilletiariaceae. Gene Ontology annotation, molecular function: RNA binding; structural constituent of ribosome. Gene Ontology annotation, cellular component: ribosome; cytosolic large ribosomal subunit. The transcript is spliced from 2 exons. The record is from RefSeq and is a predicted model, not a curated record. Gene Ontology annotation, biological process: translation. The coding region runs from base 1 to 528 and encodes 175 amino acids.